CCUCUCCCAUCCUACUGCAAGUACAGAACCUCACACAGGCCAUCAGCGACUACAACCUCAUCCAAUUUUUCAUAUCGAAAUGGCUUCUUCUUCCGUGCUGCUCGGAGCCGCAGGUGCCGCCGUGCUCACCGGCACUUCCGCCGGCAAGGCCGUUCCACGGCCAUCCUUCCUGGCUGCUCGUCCCCGCACCGUGACCGGUGGCCGCCUCUGCCUGCAGACCCCACCCAGAGCGUCUCCGGAGUACAACAAGGCUGCGGAUGCCACUGAGGACGCCAUCGAGGGCGCGAAGGGGGUGGCCGCGGAGCUGAAGAAGGGCGUGGCAGAGGCGGCGGCGGCUGUCUCGGGCGACACGGACAAGGCCGUGGAGGCGACCGAGGAGGGCACCAGCGAGGCGGCGGCUAAGGCCACGGACCUCGGCGAGCAGGUAAAGGGGGCGGCUGAGGAGGCAUGGGACGGCGCCAAGGACGCCGCCAAGGGUGUCACCGACAAGGUCGCCGCCGAGGCCAAAGCCGCGGCCAAAGAGUAGCUCUACCAUUAUACGAUUAAUUAGUCCAACGAUCUGUAUGCAUACACUUUGAUACUAGACAUACGAUAGUUGUAUUCA
Molecule: messenger RNA, 604 nt
Organism: Lolium perenne
Lineage: Eukaryota; Viridiplantae; Streptophyta; Magnoliopsida; Poales; Poaceae
Source: RefSeq, a predicted model, not a curated record